AUGGACUCAGCGGGACAUGACAAACGCGUACAACGCAGUCAAGUAUCAGGGAAUGUCGCUUCGUGGGCUGCGACAGCCUUUAAUGUUCCCGAAUCUACUCUUCGUGACAGAGUUCAUGGAAGAGUCAGUUUAGAAUGCUCUCGACCAGGACCCCCAACAUUUUUCACCUAUGAAGAGGAAAAGAAGAUGGUGGAUCAUAUCUUAUUCAUGAGUAAAAUCGGUUACCCAUAUACCCGAAAUCAAGUAGUCGAACUCGCUGGAGACAUGACUAAAGCGGUCGGGCGGAUCGCUCCAUUUAAAUACCUUAAUCCAAGUCAGGCCUGGUUUUAUGCUUUUCUUAAUCGAUGGCCAGACCUAAAGAAUUUCUUGUUCGGACCUCGAAGUAAUCGGAAAUCUAAGGGAGUUUCAGGUGAUUCUAUACAGUCUUAUUUUGAACAGCUCGAAAAGGUUCUAAAUAAAUAUGGUAUCAAAGACAAGGCCGAACAUUUUUGGAUUGUUGACGAAGUAAGCAUAAGCUGCGAGAACCAACCCCCACGUAUUCUUCCCAUCAGUAUACAACGAGCUCAAUCUGUUAGCUAUUGGAAUCCGACUGUUGCAAUGCUUGGAGCUGCUAACGGUGUUGGUGAAAAAAUCCCUCCUUUCCUUAUUUAUCGGGGUGAUGGGAUAACAUCAUCUAUGAUGGAAGGAUCCGUACGAGGGACUAAAUUUUCAUUUUCAGCUUCCGGUUGGGUUAAUUCUGAUGCUUUUAUUCAAUGGUUUCUUAAACAUUUUCGUGUAUUAGUAUCUGUUCGACCGCUUAUAUUAUUUUACGACGGUCAUUUACAAUUUGUUAGUGUACGUGUCUUAGAACGCGCUCGUGAAGACGGCGUUUUCCUGUUUCCACUCCCUCCUCAUCCAGCUUAUAAUCAUUGCGUAGAAAAUACAUGUUUCUGGGCAUUUCAGGGUUAUUUCAAAAAACGUUUGGAUCGCUUUUUUGAACAAAAUCCUAACCAACCACUUUUACCUUUACAACCGAAUAAUAUGAUUAGUUUGUUUGAAAGAUUGGGAAUUUGCCCAUUUAACAAUUUAUCCUCAUCAAUUGGCGCCUAUUUGAACAUGACAGAAGAUUAUGAACAAAAUAGUUUGGCUGUAGAAAAUGUGGAUCCAUAUUUAGUUAAUGAAAUGGCGAAUCCUUAUAACCAGUGGUCUAAACUAGGAUGUGCAUCAAACUACCUCAAUUAUGUUAAUCCAAAUGGAGAUUCAAAAGACCAUGCAAUCAAUUCCUCGAAUGAUUCGCAUCAUCCAGUUGCAGCUGUCACUAAACUAGCUACGUAUGUAACUGAUAAUACUGAAAAUCCCUUAACUUCCAAUUCCACCGUGGUGAAUUCCAAACCGACUGCAACUGUUCUUACUUCCCAUGAAAACACAUUUAAAACUCAGCAUACUGUUUUAACACAGUUUUCUUCUUCAGGGCGAUCAGUUACUAUACGUUUGCAUGGUCCUGCAGCAAAUGCUAUUCAACCUGUUUCUUUGCAUGAAGAAUUUUCAUUACAUCAGACCAAAGAUCCUCCGUCAUUUGACGUUUUAGCUAGUUCAGAUGUGGAUAUUUCGCAUGAAGAAGAAGUUGACUGUGAAGUUUCUAAUUCUCAAUUAAUACAAAGUGAAACAUCCGGUCACACUAGUCAGUAUUUCCAGGUAUCUGAAACAGAAAGUGGUCAUGGUCCCGUGAACGGUGGAGUUAUUGAAAGUAUUGAUGGAGUGGAAGAUGGUGAAGCACUCGACUUUUGUGUUGUUUGUGGUCAGUUAGAACCUCCAGAGUUAUCUUGUCAACCAAUUUCUGAUCAGGCUAAUGCUGAUGAUUUGCAGGUUAUUGAUUGGGCACAUUGUGAUUAUUGUAACCGUUGGGUGCAUCUUAAUGGCUGUUGUAGUGAGGGUGCUGUAAUAGGAAAUAAUUCAUUUAUGUGUGUUGUUUGUCGGAACGAUAGUACAACAACGGUGGGAAGUGUAAAAACUCUUCAACAAGAAAUAGUGCUGACCAAAACUGACAGUGGGGAGCAAGAACAAUCGAUGGAUGUUAAAGUUUAGAUGUACAAAAAUAUUGUUUUUAUUCUCUUUUUAUUGUCUUCCAUUGAGGUAAUUGUGUAUCAUGUACAUAGAGACUGAUACAAAAUAUUUUUGUAACGAACCAGGAAGUUUUUACAUUCCAAGUUGUAUUUUUGUUUAGUUUCA
This is a messenger RNA of Schistosoma mattheei, 2208 nucleotides long. The record is from the annotation of a GenBank genome assembly. Lineage: Eukaryota; Metazoa; Platyhelminthes; Trematoda; Strigeidida; Schistosomatidae.